AAGGACUGAUCGAGAGGUUGUAGCUGAUCUGGAGUGCAUGUCACUUUUAAGCCUGCACAUCUGCGCAGUAUUUGUGGAAUUAGCUAUUUCCCUGCUUCCAUCGCCACUGAAGGGUCCAGAAGUCAGGGCUUGACUUUUAGGGAGGUGGAAGCAUCUAGUAUAAAGCCGUUUGUCCGAAUCGCCAUAGCGGAGGCAGUUCUUCUAGGAUAGGUGGGCUCAGAUGGUCCCCCGUUCUUCUCUCAUCGGAACUUCACCGCAUCCUUCAGAUGGAUACAAAAUGCUAAUCCUUUAGUCCAUGAAGUGUGACUUCUCUUGUCAGCGCAAUUGAAGUUCAGCAAAUUUUGCCACUGACAAUCACGCAGCCGAACUCGCAUGCAGUGUGAGCCUCUGAAAUCCGGCUGGCAAGCUUCUCGUUCUCUCCGAUUUGGACCUGGUUCCCUGAUCCCAUUUGAGCAGGACUUAUGGCGUUCGAACGGUGUGACGCUUUCUCGAUGGAAGAACGAUCGAGGAAAUCAGAGCAUCAUGACUGAUGCCCACACGCGGGAUCUGGAGCAGGUCUCUGUACGUCAAUUCUUGUUUUCCAGAUGGCAUUAACUUUCGAGAUGGGAUUUAGAGCAACGCAAGCUAUCAACAUACGCGUCACUUUGAGCGCUAGAUCCCAAUACCACCUUCAAGAUAAUAGGUGUCUUGUUUAAAAGGAUGUCAACGUCA
Marchantia polymorpha subsp. ruderalis is the source of this 711-nucleotide messenger RNA. The record is from the annotation of a GenBank genome assembly. NCBI's taxonomy places the organism in Eukaryota, Viridiplantae, Streptophyta, Marchantiopsida, Marchantiales, Marchantiaceae.